GCAUAUCGCUUUUCAAACCAGUCUUCAUCUCUCUCUCUAAAUCUGAAGAAACUCUCACAUUUCCUUCCUCUCUUUCCGUGCCUAGUUCCUCACGAAUAUUUAUGCAUGUAUACGUAACAAUCAACAGAUCCAACGUCCAUGAAUUGUGUCCAAAUUAGUUAACUUAUCGACACUAAUUCACCUGUGGAAUGGAAGAGAUUGGAUUUGAAAUCGUCAUUCAGUUUGAAAAUAUUUGUAAGUUAUUGUAUUUGAGAGGAUAUUUGAAAGAAAUCAGUUUAUCCAUCUUCUAAUUCUCUAACUGUUGAUGGAGAAGUCUCUUCUUCAAAGGAAGAAUCGACCUGAGACGGAAUUUCCACCAAAGAAGCUUGCCAGGCAGCUGGAUUUUACUACUUCCGUAUUCACUCCGGCAACCUCGCCACGAUCGCGGCAGAAGCAGAAGCAGAUGCAAUCGCAGACGCCAUAUCCUUUCAAUCGACCUAUAAAACUAGAAUCCCCUAGAAGACUAAGGAGACCUAAUGCAGAAUCAAGAUAUGUUACUCCAAAGAAGCAAAAACAAUGCAACUGCAAACAUUCAAAAUGUUUAAAGCUGUAUUGUGAGUGUUUUGCAUCUGGGGUAUAUUGUGAUGGAUGUAACUGUGUAAAUUGCCAUAAUGAUGAUGAACAUGAACAUGAACAUGCUAGACGAGAAGCUGUUGAAUCGACUUUGGAGCGAAAUCCAAAUGCAUUCAGACCUAAAAUUGCUAGUAGUCCUCGUGGAGAUAACGAUAGGAAUGAGGAUGCUAGAGAAGUUGUAAUUUUAGGGAAGCACAACAAAGGAUGUCAUUGCAAGAAAUCUGGGUGUCUAAAGAAGUAUUGUGAGUGCUUCCAAGCUAAUAUUCUUUGUUCUGAGAAUUGUAAAUGCUUGGAUUGCAAAAAUUUUGAAGGAAAUGAAGAAAGACAAGCUAUUUUUCAUGGUGAAAAUGCAAACAAUCCGAUAUACCUCCAGCAGGCAGCAAAUGAUGUUAUUACAGGUGCCAUUAGUUAUUCUCCCUUACCCAAGAGAAGAAAGGGCCAGGAACCGUUAUUUGGCACCAACGAAACAUCCAUUCAUACACUUCAAGAGUUUAAACAGCUUGAUUCAUAUUUCAACAGUAUUAGGGCAUUGAAACAGAAGGAAAAGGAAAUGAGAUCCUCUGUUGCUUUUCCAUGUAAUGGGAAUGCUGCACCAUUGACCCCUUCAAAAUUGACUUACAGGUCGUUAUUAUCAGGCAUAGUGCAACCGGAGGACUUGAAGGAGCUUUGCUCUGUUUUGGUGGUGCACUCGAAAGAAACUGCAAGUACAGUAUCAGAUCAAAGGAAUGAUAAAACAGAUAAUUCCCCUAUUAUGCCUAAACAAGAAGACAGUUUUCAUCAAAGUGGGAAGGGAUCAACAGAAUGUCCUAUGUCUCCUGAAACUCUAGCACUGAUGUGUGAUGAAAAUGAUAAAAAUCUCGUGCCUGCUUCUUCAACGAUACCUUAUUUGGAAGGGCUAUCGGAGGUCUAUGCAGAGCAAGAAAGGAUGGUCUUGACGAAGUUUCGUUGUUGUCUUAGCAGGAUUGUUACUUUAGGAGAAAUUAGAGAAACCAAAUGUUCUUCGCGGAGCAGAACUGAAUCAGGAAGUUUACAAAACCUGAUCAGAAAUGGCACAAGCAUUGAACCAAGGAUUAAACAAUAGUCUUUUAUCAAUGGUAGAGAUUGAUAUCACACUUUUGCAACACCAUGCCUAUCUUUAAGGUUAAAAUUUUCCUUUCAUUUUACUUAAAUAAACCAACACGAAUAUGUUAGUGUUCUUCAUUGUCGAAAAUGUGUUGUUAGGUCAAAUUGACUACGAAUUGUGUUACUUUUAUCAGUUUAGAGUGUAUAGAUGUUAUGAACUACGGAAAAAUAAGAACAUUUUGUGUUAUCAUAUAAACUAUGGGGAAUUGUUUUUAGAAAUAAAGCUCGAUUUUGUCAAU
Molecule: messenger RNA, 1973 nt
Organism: Impatiens glandulifera
Lineage: Eukaryota; Viridiplantae; Streptophyta; Magnoliopsida; Ericales; Balsaminaceae
Product: protein tesmin/TSO1-like CXC 5
Exons: 9
Coding region: 305-1693 (462 amino acids)
Biological process (GO): regulation of DNA-templated transcription
Cellular component (GO): nucleus
Source: RefSeq, a predicted model, not a curated record